AACAGAGGCGCCAUAUCUCUUUACUGAAUCAGCCUAGAGCUGGGAUAAGCAGUCAACAACAAUAUACAUUCAGGUCGAACUAUUUGAUGGGACAGGCACGGUCUAAGUGUUGAAGAUGCAGUGAAUGUAUUACAUUGAUAAUAUGUAGUUUAUGUUCCAAAUGACUAGAUUUUGAAGAUUUGAAUACAGGAUGUCAAGAAAGCGACAUACUGAGGUGUCAUGGGAUAGCGAUGAUGAUUUGCUGAGAGAUGAUGCUUCUGCCAUUAGUGCAUUUCCCAAGAGUGAGAUCCGUGUAGAUUCUGAUGAUGAACUGGAUGAAGAAUUACUUCUGGGAAGUGAUGAUGAACACGCCACCAAGAAGUCCUCUAGCAAAAAGUCAUCCUCAGCUUCUAGCAAAUCCUCAUUAAAAGCCAGCUCAAAGUCAGCACCAACAAAAAAUAAAUCUGUGUCCCUAAAAUCUAGUACAAAGUCUGUGUCUGAUACAAGUGUUCCAAAUAACAAACAGAAAGAGGAGGAGAAGACGACAGGUUCUAAGUCACUGACAAGUGUUAGUACACCUGUAGUUGAGACGAAGAAAACAUUCAAAUUUACAAAAAUUGUACCUCCCUCUCCUGAUAACGACAAAGAGAAGCCUUCAAAGAGUAAAACUGGCAGUAAAUUCCAGUCAAGUGUUCAACAAGAGCCUAUCAAGGAGCAAUUAUCACCAUUGCAUGAAACAGCUGUCAAACCUCAGCCUGUAAGACAUUCCUCACCAAAGGAAUCGGUCACCAAAACCCGUUCACACAGGGAGCAGCCUCAGAAACACAAGGCCAGUCAGGAAUCUGUUUCCAAGCAUGAACUGUCACCUCCACAAAAACCGAUUAGGAAAGAGCCCAUCCCAGUAGUAGAGAUAACUUCAAGGAGUGACUUUGAAGAUGAAGAGCAGGAGGAAAUAGUACUUGACAUCUUGGAUCCUGCAGCAGACCAGGAUCUGUUUGAGGAAACAGACCCCCUCCUGCACUCAAGUCAGGAUUCCUUGCUGGAGUCUGAUGCUGCGGAAGAAGAAGAAAUGGAAGAAGAAGAGGAAGAGGAGAUGGAAGAAGAAGAGGGAGAAGAAACUCAAGAUAUUACAGAGGAAGAUACUGCCCUAGAGAACUCCCAGAUGGAAGCUGCCGAAGAUGAACAGGAAAGUGAGAGUGACAGCGAAAGUGACGAAUCAGAAUCAGGAAGAGGACGUUUCAAGUCAGAGCGUGCCAAGAUCGUCACCACAACAACAGUGAAAGCCAAACCAAGAGACAUUGAUGCUAUUCCAGACACACUAGAGAUUUCAGAAGAGCAGCAGGCUCAGAUUGAUGAAUUCCUGGUGUCUGGUGGCAAGAGAGGUCGCGGAAGAGGUCGAGGUCGUGGCAACAGUGGGCGGGGACAUAUGGGACAAUCUGGGCGAUUUCCUCCUUACCAAGGUCAAGGCCAGAACUUUGGUCAACAACAGUCCCAGCAAUACCAAGGACAGAUGUACAACCAGCCACCCAACUACCCACCCCAAGUUCAAGGUCACAUGCUUCCACAUAUGGGACAGGGACAGGGAUACCAGAACCAAAGUCAAAUGCAUCCUGGUCACAUGCAAAGUCAUCUCAGCCAUGUACCGCCAUCACAAAGUCAUCCAAAUGUAGUUCCUUCAUCUCGUUCCAGUUAUGGUCCAUCGAAAAUGAGUAUUGACGUGAGUGAGAGUCUACAAGGCCACACAAGGCCAGUUCCUCUGACAUCUAAAUCAUCUGUUCCAACCCUAUUUACACUGGCAGGGUUGGAUAAACCCAAGGCAGUGCAGCCACAGCCCCGCAAGAUCCUCAUCAACCCUCACUUCCGAGGUCCUGCUCAGCCCCAACAAGACCGGCCCCCUGCCUCUGUUGCUACAAGCAUGCCUCACCCUGGACCUCAGAUGCCAGGGCCAUACCAAGGACCCACUAGUCGACCCCAGAACCAUCAACACCCACAGGUAUGUCAUCAGGACCGAGUCUGGCCACCGCACUCCCAGCCAUCGGCAGGCCCUCCUUACCCUGUCCAUGACACCCCACCUAGGUCCCAGCCCAUGGGGGGGUUUCCACAGCCAGCACCAGGAUUCCCAGCUGACAGCUCUGUGCGAGAUGAAUCAGUUGGAAAUACUGGCAUUGGAGACCAUGUUGAAGAUAAUGGUGGGCCACGGCCUCAGCAAGGUUUUCCUCAGAACAAUGGACCUCCUAACAUGUUUCCUGGUGGUCCCUCUGGCCCUAGGGGGGCACAACCAGCCUUGAACCACCCCCAGAUGGGUAUGUUACCCCCUGGGCACCCACAACAUCGUCCCCAGGGCCCAUUCCCUGGCCCCAUGGAUAUGGCCCGGUAUGGAACUCCCCAUCAGCAGCAGCAUCAGCACAGAUUCCAGUCUCCAGCAAGCAUGAACCAGUUCAAUAAUCCACCUCGACAGCUCCAGCCUGGACCUGGAGGACAUGGAAUCCCUGCUCAUCCUCAUCAGCACCCAAGGGGCACUCAAUUUCCCCCUCACAUGAAUCAGAGUCAACGCCCACCCCAUCAGGGUGGUCCAAGACCACAGUUCCAUCCGAACCAACAGGGUAGCCAUGGUAACCAAGCUAAUCGGGGAACUCAAGGUAACCAGCAGCGCUUCCAGCCUCCAGCACCACCAAAUCAGAUGAUGCCAAUGCAUAAUCAUCCAAACCAACAGCCUCGCCACCCCAUGCAGCACCAGCCCAGGCAACAACAACCACGCCAACAACAACCACGCCAGCAACAGCCAUGCCAGCAACAACCACGCCAGCAACAACCACGCCAACAACAGCCUCGCAUGCAGAACACUAAUCGACAGAAUCAGUUCCAACCCAGACAGCAGUUCAGUGGCAACAAAAGAAACUUUAACCGAAAUGCUCAGGAGGAUAGUCAGGAGAUUCAGAGUAUCCAGGUUAUCAGUCGAGGAAAACGUCAGUCAGUAGACAAGGACAAAGGAGAACACUCACCUGCUAAAAUAGCCAAGUCAGAGGAGAUUGUUGACCCUGUGUUAAAGGCAAAGUUAGAAGAGCAAAAGAGAAAGAGAGACCAUAUUAUACGUUUAAAGGAAGCAAGAAGACAGGCUUUAGCUGGUGAACGGAGAUCUCAGCUAGAACGAAAACUGGCAGAGGAAGGGAAGACCAUAGCAGAUGUAGAAAAAGGUGUUGCCCCCAUACCUUCAGCAAAGACCAACAUGCCAGGCAAAGCCAUCUGGCAGAACAGUGCUGGCCAGCAGGGUCAAGGACACAACCAGGGUCAGCAUUUUCAGCCUCGGACCCCUAAUACUGGACAGCCACGAUUUGGCCCUAGGCAACCCCAACAGUUAGGUGGGCCAGGGCAGGGUGGUCCAAAGCAACAAUUCCCAGCUAACCGACCAAGCGGCCCGAGGGGAGGACCACGUCCGGAUACCAGGCCUCCUGGUCCUGGGAAUAUUAACAGACCAAAUACAAAUGUACAGCGUCAAAACUCACAACAAGGAAAUCAGAACAGACAAGUGAAUAUGCCUAGUCAGAAUACAACUCAGGGAAAUACUAACCAAAAUGCUAACACGGGAAAGGAUGGGAAUUUGGUGUUGAAACAGAGGGUUACCAUUCUGAAUAAGGACAGCCAUGGAAAAGUGAUUUCUAGAACAGUAAUGUUGAAGAAUAUAAACAAAACUGGAGGCCAAGAUGACCGUCAGGUGACCUUAUCUGGCAGUAACAGUCAGAGGACGGUGAUCAGCAAGCCUGCUGGACCUGGUCAGAGGAAGGUUGUUCAGAAUCAGGAAGGCAGGAGAGUAGUGGUAGGAGAGUCGCCUCCCUUGUCCAAGGUUGUGUCUAUAGACAACCUUUCAGUGUCCACCACGGAGGCAAACAUUAAGAAGAUGUGUUUCGGCAUCGGAGAAGUGGAGAGUGUCCAGAUGCUUAAAGGUCAGAAGAAAGCCACAGUGACGUUUCAGGAUGCUAACAGUGCAGCCCAGUUCUCUAAGAAGUUUAACAGACACAUGCUGGAUCUGUCUCACAUAAAUGUGACACAUCUUCCCAUCUGAGCCUGUUUUCUUAUUGUCACUUGAUGAAUUGGAGCUCCACACAUGUUCACAAGCAGUGGUGAAAGUCAACAGAGGGAAACAAGUCCACUGGAUAAAUGGCAGCUUCUCCUUGGCAUUAUGUCGACUCUGUAACAAAGGAUUGUCUCUGGAAAGGGAAAUUAUUUUGAAAUAUUUCCCUCCAGUUGAGGUGUAUGUUGCAGAAGAUGAAAGUGCAACAUCAGAUCGUUCCUGCUCAGGACUGGCGCGACUUGGCAUGAACAAGUUCUGUCAUGUAAGCCUUGCUGUGGGUCAGCUGUUUUGUAAUUCUUGGUAUGCUAAAGUAUAAAAGAAUUGAGAAAUGCUGUAACCCUACUGGAGAGAUCCUUGUGAGAUCCAGAGAGAUCCUUGCGAGAUCCAGAGAGAUCUUCGGGAGAUGUCUGAAAUCCAUACUUCUUAUUGCUCACAACAUUGAUCUAAUUUGACACUCCCAAAAAGAAGAGAUUUAAUCAUGUUUUUAAAGAAGAUCAACUUAACAUUCUUAAUGGAAUAACUAAUUAAAAAUGCGUUUAUGAAGGUUUAGAGGAUUCUUAAUCUGUCAGGACUAAUGAGGAGGUAGUGUUAAUUUAGGAUUUAGUAUUUAGAUUUCCUGACAUUUUUGAUUGGGUUAAGACCAAAUGAAUUGUAUAUAUUGUUGUGUGCUAGAUGAUCAUACACAAACAGUUUGUACAGAGGUUAGUGACGAAAUAAUGUUCUUCACUUUUAAUGUUACCUUAUGAUACAUUGAUAAAUCAAGUAUAAAAGUGGGAAAUAUUGAAACAAUUCCAUUAAAGGACCUUUUUUCCUUCAUAUAAAGUUUUUCUUAAAAUUAUUGAUUUUUUUUUGUUUUGUUACUUGAUAAUUGUUUAAAAUAUCAUGAUUAUUUGAAUGAUUCAUAUCAUCCUCUUCCUCUGUGAUGCCCUGUACAGAAAUCUCUUCCUCUGUGAUGCCCUGUACAGAAAUCUCUUCCUCUGUAAUGCCCUGUACAGAAAUAUCUUCCUCUGUGAUGCCCUGUACAGAAAUCUCUUCCUCUGUGGUGCCCUGUACAGAAAUAUCUUCCUCUGUGAUGCCCUGUACAGAAAUCUCUUCCUCUGUGAUGCCCUGUACAGAAAUUUCUUCCUCUGUGAUGCCCUGUACAGAAAUCUUUUCCUCUGUGUUGCCCUGUACAAAACUCUCUUCCUCUGUGAUGCCCUGUACAGAAAUCUUCAGGUAAUCAUGAGAAUGCCAUUGAACAGAUUCAAAAAAAAAAUUGCGAUGGUAAAAACUAAUUAUAAUGAAACAAAAUGACCUUACAUAUUUAUAUUUUUAAUACUUGAUAUUUCAACGUUAACUUUUUGGAAUGAAAAUCUUUUUUUUCCCUUUACUAUGUUGCAAAACGCUUCUCUCAAAUGUUCAUUUUAGUAUGUAGAUAGAUCUAAGCGUUAUCUUGCUGAUUGAUGAGAUUUUUUCUUUAAAUCUGUUUUUACUUUUAUUCCUACAAAUCACUAAGUCUUAUACAUAUAAAUGACAAUUAAAGGUUCAUUAAAUAUUGUUUAGACUAGUUACCAAUUAGAGAUUUUACAUAGCUUAGGAAGAGGAGUCGAUUAUGGUGUCCUUUAGGUAAUAAAUAACACUAGAAUUUAAGCACCAUAAUAAAUAUCAGUAGUGAAGCAAGUAGAUUUAAGUGGAUAUUCUUUUGUCAGACUGAUGUCUCUCAGAAUCUCGACAUAUAAUAUCAGACUUUCCAUAUAGAGAACAUUUUAAUUUGUGAAAAGCAAGAAAAUCCAAUUCGCCAGAAGAAACCCAUGUGACACAAUCAACUAUAAUGUGACAGACCAGUCUACUGUAAAUAAACAUUUGGUGUGUACAUGAUUUGGUCAUAUGUAUGAGACUUUCGUAUCAAAUAGUUGGAGAUACACCCAGUAUCAGCUACAAGUGAUGACUGACAAAGACCCGCUACACUCAGUAUCAGCUACACCCAGUAUCGGCUACACCCAGUAUCAGCUACACCCAGUAUCAGCUACACCCAGUAUCAGCUACAAGUGAUGACUGACAAAGACCCGCUACACUCAGUAUCAGCUACACCCAGUAUCAGCUACACUCAGUAUCAGCCACAAGUGAUGACUGACAAAGACAAGCUCUGGCAGGCCACAAUAUACAGGAUUAAUGAAAUGUCCUGCAAAGCUACAAGCAAUGUGAAUUUUGUCUGAGCUUUUCCAAUUUUAUGGUGAUUACUUAUAAUUUUGCUGGAAUAAACUUUCUUGAGAGUGUCGUGAUCAACAAAAGUGUUUCUCCUUUAAAAAACCAUCAGAAGGCAUGAAAGAAAAUAUGUCUGCACCAUAACACAUUGGCACAUCAAUCAGGAUCCCCACCCCAAUGAAAUUGAUGUGGACAUGACUGAGUAUACUGUGUUGUUGGUGAUGAUCGGCUGUUUGAAGCAUUGAUAUUUGUAGACAUCAAAUGUUGGCUUCAGUAUUUCUUCAACAGCCAGUAACAAAAGAUGCUUGGCAUAGGCACACCUCUGUUCAACACAGCUUUGACUAAAGGAGUGACUCUAGUAACAUUUGUUAGACUUCAACUGAUCCCAGACCCUUCAAGGUAGUAUCACAACUGAUCACAGACCCUUCAAGAUAGUAUCACAUCUGAUCCCAGACCCUUCAAGAUAGUAUCACAUCUGUCAGUGCAUUGCAAGGAACCUUCAUUUAAAAGUGUUGUAUAACCUACACAGUGGGUCGCCCUUAACAAGUGUUAUAGAACUUACUACACAGAGGUUGUGAAACAGACCAAGUCUGUAGUUUCCCAUGUGAAAGGCCAUAGUUCAGUGUAGUGACGAUCAGAAGACACACAAACGUGGAUCAAAGUUUGCAGUUCAGUACAUACAGGAAAGAACUCACCAGGAAAAGCUCAAGUUUGCAGUUAAGCAAGGAAGGAGAUUUCACAUCAGACAGAAGUUGUGCCAGAUUACAUAUUCCAAUGAAUUCAGUAUUCCUUUGCUAAGUUAUAAGCCUGAGGAAAUAAAGUAGUUAACAGAUUAGGCAAAAUCAGUACAAGUGACUUUGUCCUAUGUAGAUUAUGUUAAGAUAAGGAUAAAGAAGCUACGAUAGGAUAGCUUAAUCAAGAUAAAUAGGUAUAUUUGU
Messenger RNA from Mizuhopecten yessoensis (Yesso scallop), 7170 nucleotides. Its product is annotated as RNA-binding protein 33-like. Gene Ontology annotation, molecular function: RNA binding. The coding region runs from base 191 to 4039 and encodes 1282 amino acids. The record is from RefSeq and is a predicted model, not a curated record. Lineage: Eukaryota; Metazoa; Mollusca; Bivalvia; Pectinida; Pectinidae. The transcript has 18 exons.